Molecule: messenger RNA, 937 nt
Organism: Manduca sexta (tobacco hornworm)
Lineage: Eukaryota; Metazoa; Arthropoda; Insecta; Lepidoptera; Sphingidae
Product: glutathione S-transferase 1-like
Exons: 5
Coding region: 189-914 (241 amino acids)
Biological process (GO): glutathione metabolic process
Molecular function (GO): glutathione transferase activity
Source: RefSeq, a predicted model, not a curated record
GUUUUACAAAUUGGUACAGGAGUGCUGAUCUCGCGUAUUUCAAGUAGUCCCAUGCAUAAUGUAAUAGGUCUAAGACGAAAAAUACAGUUGCCGGACUAGUCAUUGUUUUCUCGAAUUCGUAGUAGCUAGGUUGUAUAGGUACUUACUAUCUGUUUAAGACAAGUAAGCUCUCGAGUAAUAAUUCAACAAUGUUUUUAUUAGGAAAGAUGAAUACAAGUGGAUAUUACCGUAGUUUUCGGACAAUAUACCCAUUUGUAAGGGAAGCAUCUACAUCAAAAAAAUUAAUUCUAUACGGCGACGAAAUUUCUCCACCAGUACGAUUUGUGAUGAUGACAGCUUCGAUGUUGAAUAUCGAUUACACUUUUCAUAAAAUCGAUCUUUUUAAAUCAGAAAAUAAAUCAGAUUUUUAUAAAAAGAUUAAUCCUCUACAAAAAGUUCCAGCUUUGUCGGUAGAUGGAGAAAUAAUUUGCGAUAGCCAUGCUAUUGCUUUAUAUCUUUGCCGUCUUAGCAAGUAUCAGAAAUUAUAUCCGUCGGAUGAUUUGAUGAAAGCUGCAGUGGAUCGGAUGCUAUAUUUCAACGCCACAAAUUUAUUUCCUAUAGAUAGUUUUAUAUUUACAGAAUAUUUCGCUGGAAAAAAGUCCAUAAGUAAUGAAAAAGUUAUAGAGUGGCACUCUUCGCUGAUAUAUAUUGAUGACAAACUCAAUAAGCAUCGAUGGUUGGCCGGAGAAGAGAUGUGGCUUUGUGAUAUCUGUUGUGGAGCGACGAUUAGUUCAUUAGAACUAUUAAUACCAGGGGUUGAAAAAUAUGUUGCACUUCAAUCAUGGAUGCAAAGAUUGCAAAAACUUCCUUGUUUCAAAAUUAAUUACAGUGGUUUGAUGAAACUAAACAACUAUGUCAAAUUGAUUGAUUCCUAAUAAAGUUGUUACAAAAAACUGAA